AGGCGGGGCGCCGCGGCGGCGGCGGCGGCGGCGGAGGCAGCGGGACCGGAAGGGUCGAAGCGCCCCGGCGCCCCUCACACCCACUGCGGCGGCGGCGCGGGGCGGCGCGGAGCGGGGCGGGGCGUCCGGCGGAGCCCGGGGCAGCGGAGCCGCGAGCGGCCGACGCGCAUCGCCGCUAGUCCGCCCGCCCGCCCUCUCCCCCUGGCGCGGCGGCGGGGAGGCGAGGAAUCUGAGGAUUGUAACCAGCUCUCUGGAGUAUUGUAUGACACUACAUCAUGAGUGACAGUAAAUGUGAUAGUCAGUUUUACUGUGUGCAAGUGGCAGACUCAACUUUCACUGUCUUAAAACGUUACCAACAGUUGAAACCAAUUGGCUCUGGGGCCCAAGGAAUUGUUUGUGCUGCUUUUGAUACAGUACUUGGGAUAAAUGUUGCUGUCAAGAAACUAAGCCGACCAUUUCAGAACCAAACUCAUGCAAAGAGAGCUUAUCGUGAACUUGUCCUCUUAAAAUGUGUCAAUCAUAAAAAUAUAAUUAGUUUGUUAAAUGUGUUUACACCACAAAAAACUCUAGAAGAAUUUCAAGAUGUGUAUUUGGUUAUGGAGUUAAUGGAUGCUAACUUAUGUCAGGUUAUCCAUAUGGAGUUGGACCAUGAAAGAAUGUCCUACCUUCUUUACCAGAUGCUUUGUGGUAUUAAACAUUUGCAUUCAGCUGGCAUAAUUCAUAGAGAUUUGAAACCUAGCAACAUUGUAGUCAAAUCAGACUGCACCCUUAAGAUCCUUGACUUUGGUCUGGCCCGGACAGCAUGCACCAACUUCAUGAUGACUCCCUAUGUGGUAACACGGUAUUACCGGGCCCCUGAAGUUAUCUUGGGUAUGGGCUACAAAGAGAAUGUUGAUAUCUGGUCAGUGGGUUGCAUCAUGGGAGAGCUGGUGAAAGGUUGUGUGAUAUUCCAAGGCACUGAUCAUAUUGAUCAGUGGAAUAAAGUUAUUGAGCAGCUAGGAACACCGUCUGCAGAUUUCAUGAAGAAACUUCAGCCAACUGUGAGGAAUUAUGUAGAAAACAGACCAAAGUAUCCUGGAAUCAAAUUUGAAGAACUCUUUCCAGAUUGGAUAUUCCCAUCAGAAUCUGAACGAGACAAAAUAAAAACAAGUCAAGCCAGAGAUCUGUUAUCAAAAAUGUUAGUGAUAGAUCCUGACAAGCGAAUCUCCGUAGAUGAAGCUUUGCGUCACCCCUAUAUUACUGUUUGGUAUGACCCUGCUGAAGCAGAAGCGCCACCACCUCAGAUUUAUGAUGCCCAGUUGGAAGAAAGAGAACAUGCAAUUGAAGAAUGGAAAGAGCUAAUUUACAAAGAAGUAAUGGAUUGGGAAGAAAGAAACAAGAAUGGUGUUGGAAAAGAUCAACCUUCAGAUGCAGCAGUAAGUAGCAACGCCACUCCUUCCCAGUCGUCAUCUAUCAAUGACAUUUCAUCCAUGUCCACUGAGCAGACACUGGCCUCAGACACAGACAGCAGUCUGGAUGCCUCAACAGGACCCCUUGAAGGUUGUCGAUGAUAAGUUAAAAAUAACAAGUUUGUCAUCAGUGAAGGAACUCUUGCUUCCAUGGGCCUGAAAUGCUUGGGAAUUUUGAAGGAACCAAAUAGAAAACUCCAUGUUCUGCAUGUAAGAAACACGAUGCCUUGCCCCCUACUCAGUUCUAAUAGGAUUGCCUGCUUAGAUUAUAAAAUGAAGCAAAUUAUGUCUGAUGAAAAAAAGUGCAAGCCACACUUUUAGAGAUUUUGUUCAAGAUCAUUUCAGGUGAGCAAUUAGGUAGAGGAAUUAUUAUUUUUAAGUAUUACAGUAAUAGUGUAACAAUUUCUCAUCCUAGGUAACUGUUGGAACUUAUAUGCAUGUAACCACAGUACUUGCUCAUGCCAUCUAGUACUUGGAAAUCAGUAUUUAAAUGCCAAAUAAUCUUCCAGCUACUGCUGCUUCUAGAAUUAUCUCUUAAUCCUCUUUAGUAAUUUGGUGUCUGUCCAGAAAAAUAGAUUCGUGUGUAUUAAUUGGCCAAUACCAUAUUAUCAUACCUUCUUUUAUGGAAUGAUUUAUUCUAUCUUUUGUAUUUCAGAAAGAAUAUAAUUAAAUCUAUUUAAUAAAUAAAUAAAUAACUUU
Molecule: messenger RNA, 2147 nt
Organism: Talpa occidentalis (Iberian mole)
Lineage: Eukaryota; Metazoa; Chordata; Mammalia; Eulipotyphla; Talpidae
Gene: MAPK9
Product: mitogen-activated protein kinase 9
Exons: 12
Coding region: 276-1550 (424 amino acids)
Biological process (GO): protein phosphorylation; JNK cascade
Cellular component (GO): nucleus; cytoplasm
Molecular function (GO): ATP binding; JUN kinase activity
Source: RefSeq, a predicted model, not a curated record